Phycomyces blakesleeanus NRRL 1555(-) is the source of this 1515-nucleotide messenger RNA. RefSeq lists its product as hypothetical. The transcript has 10 exons. Gene Ontology annotation, biological process: tRNA methylation; tRNA wobble uridine modification. NCBI's taxonomy places the organism in Eukaryota, Fungi, Mucoromycota, Mucoromycetes, Mucorales, Phycomycetaceae. Gene Ontology annotation, molecular function: GTP binding; GTPase activity; protein binding. The record is from RefSeq and is a predicted model, not a curated record. The coding region runs from base 1 to 1515 and encodes 504 amino acids. Gene Ontology annotation, cellular component: mitochondrion; cytoplasm.
AUGACUAGAUCCUACCAUUUGUCACCUGUGCCAAACUUAAGAGUUCUUGGAGACCAUCAUAAACUUUUCAGAACCCGCGGCACCCACAACAACCAGAUUUAUUAUCGUUUAUUUAGCGGAAAUGUCACAGAAAGUACUAUCUAUGCACUAUCAACGUCGCCUGGAAAGGCGGGGGUAGCCGUACUACGUAUAUCAGGAAGCCGAGCAAAGGAUGCAAUCCGAAAAAUGGCAAGCAUUGGUGAGAAGCAAAGUGAUUUAAAACCAAGGCAGGCAUAUUUUCGGCGAAUAAGGGAUCCUAGAACAGGGGAAGUUUUGGAUAGAGCCCUUGUCCUUUGGUUUCCUGGUCCGCGCAGCUUUACAGGGGAGGACACAGUGGAGCUACAGAUUCAUGGAGGAAAUGCUGUAGUUAAGAGUGUAUUAGAUGCAUUGGGUUCAUUAGAUGGCUUUCGCAUGGCCGAGCAAGGCGAGUUCGCGAGAAGAGCGUUUGAUAAUGAUAAAUUAGAUCUUACCGAACUUGAAGGGCUAGCAGAUCUUUUGAAUGCAGAAACAGAAAUUCAAAGGAAAGUUGCUUUAAGGCAAGCAGAGGGUGGAUUGAGAAUCCCCUAUGACAGCUGGAGAGAAGACAUUAUUCGAUGUAUGGCUACCACUGAGGCAGUGAUUGAUUUUGGAGAAGAUGAGCAAAUUGAAGAGGGAGUACUUGAUCAAGUGAUCCAGGACAUCAAGAAAUUGCGAAACUCGAUAAGUAGACAUUUGGACGAUAGUCGUGUGGGUGAGAUAGUACGAUCAGGCAUAAACGUAGCCAUUGUUGGUCCUCCAAAUGCCGGAAAGAGUACUCUUUUGAAUCGGUUGGCAAAAAGAGAGGCUGCUAUUGUUUCAGAUAUUCCGGGUACAACACGAGAUAUAGUAGAAGUUACAUUGAACCUUGGGGGCUAUCCUGUAAUUGUUAGUGAUACAGCUGGACUUCGUGAAUCAGAAGAUCUGGUUGAAAUAGAAGGUAUCAAAAGAGCAAAAGCAAGGCAAGUAUAUAUAUGUCUUUUGUCAUUUGCUCAUUUGAAAACAGAUAAGAAGGACAUUCAUAUUGAUGAUGUUAUUCGAGACGUGAUUGACAGUACAACAUACGUUCUUUUAAAUAAACAAGAUGCCGCACCUCAUCUUAAUCCCUUUGAUUUUGCUAAAAAAGUACAACACGAAACAGGUGCAUGUAAGGUGUGGUCUGUGAGUUGCAAGACUGGUGAAGGUGUUGAUGUCUUUUUGAAUGAUAUUGUUUCCAUAUUGAAAAUGAGAUACGAUGAUUCUAUAGCUAGUCCAGCGCUAAUUACCCAAGCCCGUCAUAGACACCAUCUGGAAGAAUGCGUUCAAGGACUAGACGCCUAUCUAGCGAUGCCAGCACAGGAUAUUGUCUUGUCAGCCGAAGAACUGAGACAGGCAGCAAAUGCGCUGGGCAGAAUUACUGGAAGGGUUGAUGUUGAAGAUGUUUUGGAUGUAUUAUUUGGCCAGUUUUGUAUUGGAAAGUAG